Molecule: messenger RNA, 1186 nt
Organism: Eutrema salsugineum
Lineage: Eukaryota; Viridiplantae; Streptophyta; Magnoliopsida; Brassicales; Brassicaceae
Product: protein SCO1 homolog 1, mitochondrial
Exons: 7
Coding region: 27-1016 (329 amino acids)
Biological process (GO): mitochondrial respiratory chain complex IV assembly
Source: RefSeq, a predicted model, not a curated record
GAUUUGAGAAAAAAUUUCAGUCGUCAAUGGCGUCUGCUCUGCGUAGAACCGCAAGCCUUCUUCGUCCCUUCCAACUUUAUCGUCAAAUUCGCGUCUCAAACGAUCUAGUGAAUCCGUCGUGUAUAUCCGACGCGCUUCGUCAUGGAAAUUUCUCUCUUUCUCGAUCGUUUUAUACACUUAACUUUGGAAUUGAACGAUUGAAGAUGGAUCAGAGAUGUUUGCUAAGCACUUCUGUCUCUGAUACUACCUCUAAGCCUAACUCUGGUAAUCCGGAAACAAAAUCUUCCGUUGAAAACGAGAAAUCUGGAGGAUCAGAGAGCUCAGAUGGCGAUUCCAAUCAGAAAAACGGCCGUUCUUCCGGAAAAGACGUUCGUGGAGCGCCCGUUUCGUGGUGGAGCUUUUUCUUGCUAUUAGCUACUGGAGCUGGAUUGGUCUUCUAUUACGACAGGGAAAAGAAACGUCAUAUCGAAGAUAUAAAUACCAAUUCGAUAGCCGUCAAGGAAGGACCAUCUGCUGGAAAAGCAGCCAUUGGAGGACCAUUCAGUCUUAUAAGAGACGAUGGGAAACGUAUUACGGAGAAAGACUUGAUGGGAAAAUGGACCAUCUUAUACUUUGGGUUCACUCAUUGUCCUGAUAUCUGUCCUGACGAGCUUAUUAAGUUAGCUGCAGCCAUUGACAAAAUAAAGGAAAAGUGUGGAGUAGAUGUGGUGCCAGUGUUUAUCUCUGUGGACCCUGAAAGAGACACAGUGCAGCAAGUACAUGAAUAUGUCAAAGAAUUUCAUCCGAAAUUGGUCGGGUUAACUGGAAGCCCUGAAGAAAUUAAAUCGGUGGCCCGUUCUUACCGAGUUUAUUACAUGAAGACGGAAGAGGAAGAUUCAGACUAUCUCGUUGAUCACUCUAUAGUCAUGUACUUGAUGAGUCCGGAGAUGAAUUUUGUGAAAUUCUACGGGAAGAAUCACGAUGUUGACUCAUUGACCGACGGCGUCGUAAAAGAGAUUCGACAGUACCGGAAGUGAAGAGCCUUCGAAGAAAUAUUAAAGUAUAAUGAAUUUUUUUCAUAAUUCCUAUUUUGAUUUCUUGGUCAUCAUUGAUAAGAAUUUCUCAAUACGGAGCUUGUUUUUCCUUGAAAAAGAACAUGCCUGAUAAAAUUUGAUCCGCCCAUAUGGGGCUUUAACGUUUAUUUUGU